This is a messenger RNA of Cutaneotrichosporon oleaginosum, 1225 nucleotides long. RefSeq lists its product as uncharacterized. The record is from RefSeq and is a predicted model, not a curated record. NCBI's taxonomy places the organism in Eukaryota, Fungi, Basidiomycota, Tremellomycetes, Trichosporonales, Trichosporonaceae. Gene Ontology annotation, cellular component: cytoplasm. Gene Ontology annotation, biological process: NADPH regeneration. Gene Ontology annotation, molecular function: nucleotide binding; oxidoreductase activity.
CUCGUCUUCUGAAAGUAUCCAGAACACCUCACUCACCAUGAGCAAGCCGCUCGGAGUCGCGCUCGUCGGCAUCGGCGAGGUCGCACUCACUGUGCAUCUCCCGACGCUCCUCCUUUCGCCGUACUUCAACACCCUCGCGCUUGUAGACGUCUCACCCGAGGCGCUCGCGCAUGCGGCGCAAAAGUUCCAUGUGCAGCGCACUUACACGGCCAUUGAGCCUGUGCUGACCGAUAACGACAUCGACCUGAUCAUGAUCACCAGCGCGAACGAGUACCACGUCGAGCAGGCCAUCGCCGCCCUCCGGGCCGGAAAGCACGUAUUCGUGGAGAAGCCUCUGGCCCUUACCGCCUCGGGCGCGGAACAGGUUGCGGCCGUGGCUAAGGAUUCGGGGAAGGUGUGCUUUGUCGGCUUUAUGCGCCGGUACGCUAAAGCGUUCUUGCGCGUCAAGGAGAUGGUGCACAGCGCUGAGAGGAUCGCAUACGUGCGCGUGCGCGACAUCAUAGGGAAAAACCAGUACUUUGUCGAGCAGAGCGGCUUCUACCCGCGCAAAUUCAACGAUACGCCAAAAGUGGCUAUCGACGACCGCGCGGCGCGGAAUGCAGCCAUGCUCGCCGAGGCUUUGGGCGAGCACAGCGCGCGCGACGCCGAAACGUGGGGCCUCUUGACGAGUCUGGCGGUCCACGACAUCAGCGCGAUGCGGGAGCUCAUUGGCAUGCCUCGGCGCGUGGUUAGUGCGUCGCGCAGCGCCGACUGCCAGUGGAUCUGGGCUACGUUCGAGUACGAUGGGUUUGUCGCGUAUUAUGAGGUCGGGAUUGACGACGUGCGCGUGUUCGAUGCGCACAUCGAGGCUUACCUCCACGACCGCCGGGCCAAGGUUACAUAUGACACGCCGUAUGUCAAAGGCCUCCCUAUAACGGCGACCGUGCAGUACACGCGUAAUGGAGAUCACGUCGAGGAAACCAUCCGCCCGACGUACGAGGAUGCGUUCACGCUCGAAUAUAAGGCGCUGUACGACGCCAUCACCACUGGCAAGCAUGUGAAGACUAACCCUGAGGACGCGUGCGAGGAUCUUGUCAUCUUCAAGAUGGUCAUGGACGCCAUAUGGGCUGGCGAAAACGCGAGCCGUACUUGCGGAUCGUCUUGAGGAGUGAACGCAUAGGUGUAGUUAUGAGAUGGGAGCGCAUAAAGAGCAGUGAGAGAACAGGAACAUGGUCGCUGCAUAUUG